CUCCCUUCAACGUGACGACGCUGGACGAUAAUCCUCUUUCUUCCCAUCCUUUCUUUUUCUUCUCCUCCCCUUUGUUUUCUUCCUUUCUUCUCUUUGCUAUUCAUGUUCCACUUUGACCUACGCCCACCCCCAUAACCCAGGCACACGAAACGAAUGCCUAUCACGGAAUGCCCCAGUGCCACCAUGUCGCUCGCUCUAGAGUCCCCAGCAGCCGCGCCGACUUGCUCGUCCUGCUGUUCCUAAGUCUUGCGUCAUUUCCAGGUCUAUUUCCAACGGCGUCAGCGCAGUUCGCCCUUCCCGCAUCCGCCGCCAACCUGACCACCGUCCGGUCCCCCAUCGACAGAAGCAUCUCCAUCAGCUACAAAUCGCCCAAUGGGUCCGUCUGUCGUACCGCCUUCGACCACCAGCGCCAGUAUACUGGCUGGGUCAAUGUUCCCGGCGAAUACCCCACCAACCUCUUCUUCUGGCUUGUCGAGGCUCGCCAGCCCACCGACAUGCUCACCAUCUGGCUGAACGGCGGGCCGGGCGCCAGCUCCCUCUUCGGCAUGUUCAAUGGUGUUGGUCCCUGUGAGGUCGUGGAGGCGGGCCUGGACCAGUAUGAUACCCUGACGAGGGAAUGGGGCUGGGAUCGCGCCUCCAACAUGCUCUUCAUCGACCAGCCCAACCAGGUCGGUUUCUCCUUCGACACCCCGACGAACGGCUCCGUCCAUCUCCUCAACGGCACGCGUAUUGUCCCGCCCGUUCCGGCUCCCGAUGACGGACUCUCACAUGCCACGUUCAUCAAUGGUACCUUCGGCUCGCUGGAUUACAAUGCCACGGCCAAUACCACGGAACAGGCGGCCAUGGCGGUCUGGCACAUGCUCCAGGGAUUCCUGGCCACCUUCCCUUCCUUCAACCCGUCCGGUCGCAAUAGUAUCGGAAUCAAUCUCUUCGCCGAGAGCUACGGCGGCAAGUUCGGCCCCGUCUUCUCACAUGUCUGGGAACAGCAGAACGCCAAGCGCCGCAAUGGCUCCAUCCCUCGCAACUCGACCCUCGAGAUCCGCCUCGCCUCCCUCGGCAUCGUCAAUGGCUGCAUAGACGACGCCAUCCAGGCCCCUUACUAUCCCGCCUUUGCCCUCUCCAACACCUACGACUUCCGGGCCAUCAGUUCCGUCCGCGCCAACCUCGCCAACAACUCCUUCUACGCCGACGGCGGCUGCCUCGACUUGAUCCGCCAAUGCCGCACCGCCGAAGAAGUGCACGACCCGGACGGCACCGGCACCGUCGACCUGGUCAACGAGCACUGUUCCCGCGCCUACAGGACGUGCUACGAUUCCGUCGUCGCCCCGUACGCCGACGCGGGCCGCAGCUGGUACGACAUGGCCCACGUCCUGCCCGACUCCUUCCCGCCCGCCACGUACCUCGAGUACCUCAACACCCGCGCCGUCCAGGAGGCCAUCGGCGCCGUCACCAACUUUACUUUCGCGAGCAGGGAAGUGGCCGCCGCCUUCCAGGCCACCGGCGACUACGUCCGCGGCUCCCACGUGCCGCGGCUGGCCUCCCUCCUCGACGCCGGCAUCCGCGUAGCCUUCAUCUACGGCGACCGCGACUACGUCUGCAACUGGCCGGGCGGCGAGGCCGUCGCCGACGCCGUGGCCUGGAACGCCCGCGACGCGUACGGCCCCCGGUUCGCCGCCGCCGGCUACGCCCCGCUCAUCGUCAACGACUCGUACAUCGGCGGCGUGGUCCGGCAGUUCGGCAACCUCUCCUUCAGCCGCAUCUACCAGGCCGGCCACUCCGUGCCGUCCUACCAGCCCGAGACGGCGUUUCAGCUCUUCGCCCGCGUCGCCCUCGGCACGUCCGUCUCCACCGGCGACGCCAUCGACCCGCUCGACUACGCCACCGAGGGGGACGACCGCGCCGAUCGGCACAGGGACGACCUCCCCGACUCGCCUGGCCCGACGUGCUGGCUGCGGAACGUCCAGGGGUCGUGCAGCCGAGACCAGAUCGAUAUGCUCGAGCGCGGGGACGGGGUCGUCCUUAACGGCGUGUUGUAUGAGCAUUCGAGCGACUGGCCUCUCGCCGGUAAACUGGCGUCUUCGCCGUCGACGUCGGUUGGUGCCGGCGCGGAGAGGACCACGACAUCGACCCCUUCACGGGCGCUGACGGGGAUAUUUACCGCUACGGCCACGCCUGACAGUGGUCAAGUUCGCUCCCGUAAUGCCAGAGACAGUGUGCUUCUCCUGGGCCUGGCACUUUGUUGUGCGGCUCUGGGGAUGGUGUGAUAGAUGUAUAUAUAUGUACAUGUAUAUAACAAGCCUUGCCUUCGUGUUUGACGUUAUGUAAUGUAAUGCGCAAUAGGCGCUUGGACAUGCAAGCUGGGAGAGAGACAUGAUACAAGCUAUCUGACACCGCUGAAUAAUGGAGACUUUUGAAGAGCAGAGACUUGUCUACGCCAGACAUGGUGGACAUCAUGGUCAGACAUACGCAAGACGAGCGAUGAAAAGAUAGAGACAAAUGUAUAUGUUCAGAAAUAUUGACUAUAAUUGUCGACCGUCUACAUAAACUUGUGACUACGAAAGGGUUCUACAAGUGCCUACGGGAACCACUU
Messenger RNA from Sodiomyces alkalinus F11, 2590 nucleotides. RefSeq names its product carboxypeptidase S1. Gene Ontology annotation, cellular component: fungal-type vacuole. Gene Ontology annotation, molecular function: serine-type carboxypeptidase activity. The record is from RefSeq and is a predicted model, not a curated record. The transcript is spliced from 2 exons. Lineage: Eukaryota; Fungi; Ascomycota; Sordariomycetes; Glomerellales; Plectosphaerellaceae. Bases 168 to 2264 code for a protein of 698 amino acids. Gene Ontology annotation, biological process: proteolysis.